UUGUGAUAAAAUUAUUACGACAUAGAAGGACAAAGUAGGGAGGGCAUGAAACGGGGCAGAAUGUGUGAAUAUGAAAUGGAGUCGGCCUUCAACUGAAAAAAUCAUCGUCUUCUACACAUACCUUCACCUAUGAAGAGAAACUUGCAUGAACAGUCUUGAUUUACCCUUAUUCUUACUGGCUACCGGGUAAGGAGAGUUUGAAGGAUUCGAUUUCAUUUUCCAUUUGUUAAACCCCAAAAAAAACGCCCAAAAUUCGGUGAAGGAAAAGUAGAAUUCAACAUUGUUGCAAUUUUCUUUAUACUUAACAAUUCAAUGCUUGUAAGAAAAUUUUAUACCUCCUUUUCUCGUUUGGAGAAUUUUCCGAUUUUGUAUUCAACAAAAGAGAAUUACCCAUUUUGUAAUCCCAGCAAAUUUGGUAAUUUCGUCACAAACCCUAAUAAAUUUCCCCUAAUUUUGCGUCAAAAUCAACCAAAAUUCAGAUUCUAUUCAUCAAAUUUCAGGAUGGGUGAUGCUAGACGAACCACUCCUGUUCCCAUACCCGACAUCAACAAAGCGGAUCGAUCGGAGUUACUUCGUGCGCUAGAAACUUCAUUGGGUUCUUCAUUUAGUUGUCAGCCUUUAAUGCCACAACCACAUCCAUUGAUAGUUGUAAUUAGUGGACCAAGUGGUGUUGGUAAAGAUGCAGUAAUCAAGAAAUUAAGGGAGGUUCGAGAAAACAUGCAUUUUGUUGUGACUGCUACUACUAGACCUAUGAGACCAGGAGAAAUUGAUGGGAAAGAUUAUCAUUUUGUGUCUAAGCAAGAGUUUUUAUCAAUGCUUGAGAAAAAUGAGCUUUUAGAACAUGCUUUAGUUUAUGGGGAUUAUAAGGGUAUCCCAAAACAGCAAAUUAGGGAAUUUAUGGCUAAAGGGUACGACAUUGUGUUAAGGGUUGAUAUUCAAGGUGCUGCUACAUUGAGGAAAAUUCUUGGGAAUUCAGCUGUUUUUAUAUUUGUGGUUGCUGAGAGUGAAUAUGCUAUGGUUAAUAGGUUGAUUGGGAGGAAGACUGAGACUAGUGAGAUGUUAUUGGUUAGGAUUGCAACUGCUAGAGAGGAGGUUAAGCAUGCUAGGAAUUUUGAUUAUGUGGUUGUUAAUGCUGAUGGCCAACUCGAGAGCGCGGUCAAGUUGGUAGAAUCCAUUAUUGAUGCUGAGAAGGCUAAAGUCAAUCCCAGGAAUGUUAGGAUAUAAGAGAUAUUUGAGGAGGUGAUGUUGGUCCUCUUAGACUUAAUAAGACUUGAACCUGUUCAUCUUGAGCACUGCUGAUUCAUGGGUUAUAAUGCACGCUUUGAUUUACAUGAUAAACAAAGAUCGGUAAUGCACUCUCCGUCGUCACUGACAUAUUUGGUGGUUUUUCGGUAUUUUGCACUUGGAAGCACCUUCAUGAGGUGGUUGUAGCGCUUUUGGCAUACGUAGAUGUUGGAUUCAUCCUUGCGUCUUCGUGGCUUGUACUUUUGUUAACCUUGUAGAAUGAUUGUGAAAUAUUUUGUAUCUAAAAUUUUGCAUUACCAUAAUGUCUCAUUGUUAUUUUCA
Molecule: messenger RNA, 1566 nt
Organism: Amaranthus tricolor (Joseph's coat)
Lineage: Eukaryota; Viridiplantae; Streptophyta; Magnoliopsida; Caryophyllales; Amaranthaceae
Product: guanylate kinase 3, chloroplastic
Exons: 2
Coding region: 313-1224 (303 amino acids)
Biological process (GO): purine nucleotide metabolic process
Cellular component (GO): cytosol
Molecular function (GO): GMP kinase activity
Source: RefSeq, a predicted model, not a curated record